This is a messenger RNA of Scomber japonicus (chub mackerel), 1656 nucleotides long. It is a transcript of the gene msantd2, whose product is annotated as myb/SANT-like DNA-binding domain-containing protein 2. The record is from RefSeq and is a predicted model, not a curated record. The transcript has 4 exons. Bases 1 to 1656 code for a protein of 551 amino acids. Lineage: Eukaryota; Metazoa; Chordata; Actinopteri; Scombriformes; Scombridae.
AUGGCGGCGUCCAGCAACGCUGAGCAUUCUCCAGAGAUAUCCAGACCGUUGAAGAUACCCAAGACCGAGGUGCCAUCCCCUGAGUCUGAGGAUUUGAGUGACAGUAAUCAAUACCACUCCGAUCCCUCCACGCCUAACCGAUUUUCUCCUUUGAACGUGGGCUCAGGGGGCCCGGGCCGGACGGCGGCCUCGUCUUCCUCCAACAGCUUCACGGCUUGCCGGGGGAUGUCGUGGACCCCAUCCGAGACUAACGCCCUGAUCGCGGUGUGGGGCAACGAGAGACUGACAGAGGCUAGGAUGCAGCAGCUGGAGGUGGCAGGCACCGUGUUCUCCGGUAAGGCCCCCGGUCCCGCCAUGUACGAGCGGGUGUCCAGAGCCUUGUCGGAGCUGGGCUACGAGAGGACCCCGUCCCAGUGCAGGGAGAGGAUGAAGACGCUGCGGCGAUGCUACAGCCGUGUGAAGGAGCACGGCAUCGGCAAGAGGAAGAGCAGCUACACUAUAGAACAGCUGGAGAAGGUGUUCGGUCAGGGAGGCUGGGACUCCCAGAGCUGUGCCCCUGUGCUCAUCAACAGCAGUGGCUUGUAUCAGGAGAUGGAGUCUGAUGGCAGCACCCUGGAGGACUUCUCCCAGGAGGACUGGUGCAACCAGGUGCUGGACUCUGCUUUCCAGGAGGGAGAUAUGGAGACUGAAGAAAUCCAGGUGCCUAAACACAGAGCUCUACAGAUUCAAGCAGAGCUGUCAGAACAAACUCAAAAAAGGGACAUGAUGCAGACUGUGAUGCGUAUCCUCGAGUCAGUGCAGCUGAAAUGGGAGCACUUCCAGACGUGGACAGAGUUCUCGCGGCUGCACCUCUCCAACAAGCUGGCCAUCUUCGGCGUAGGGUACAACACGCGCUGGCGCGACGAUGUGCGCUACCACUACGCUGAAAUCAGCUCGCAGGUGCCGCUGGGCAAAAGGCUCCGUGAGUACUUUAAUCCGGAGAAACCAGAGGGCCGAAUCAUCAUGACCAAAGUUCAGAAGAUGAACUGGAAGAAUGUUUACUACAAGUUCCUGGACAUUACCAUCAGUGAGGCGCGCUGUCUGGAGCUGCACAUGGAGGUGGACUGGACCCCUGUCUCCCAGUCCAGAGCAGCAGGCUGCAGCACAGGCACAUCCCACUACCUCCUUCCUGGUGACAUCCCCAAGGCCUACGGACUCUAUGCUAUCGGCUAUGAGGUGGUGUCGUCUGCUCAGAACUCCCCCCACAGCGAUAGUCAAGACCAUAGCUUACCUCAGUGCGAGUCGGAGAACGGGGCGCAAAGCUAUGAAGCAGCAGGGAAGAGUGACAGGACCGGAGCUAAAGUCACUUACUGCUUCCUAGGCAUAGCUGAGGACAGGACCAUACAGCAGUGUCUCUUCCAGCACUUUCAGGGUUCGAGCAAGCACUACGUCCACAGCGAACCCUCAGCCGUGACGCGCUUCCUGCAGGAGAACUGCCGCGUUGGUGUCACGUACGACGAGGACGGCGAUGGAGGCGAAGGCUCGACUCAACGUUUGGCCAUUUACAUGAAAUUCAUAGAGGUGGAGCUGGACUUCCUCUCAGCAGGCUCCCUGGUGGAGUGCCUCGAAACUGCUGUGGGUUAUCCCUUAAAAUAUAACAACAAAGAAACGUGCUAA